CCAGCCCAGUUUCGCACGCCUCAGCCUUAUAAAAGGCCCCCGGCCAAGAUGACCAGAUUUUACCCGCCUCCCCCUCCGCCUCCGGGCAAGAGCUUGGUGAAGCUAGUUCCUGCCAGUGCGUUCAUUCGCUGAGAUGGGUGUAUUCGACAUCUUCUAUGGCAUCGCUGCGUGUCUGUUUGAUCGUGGCGAGGGCGAAGCCUCAGAGCCUAAUUCCGCGAGGGCGCCGCACAUCGGCCAGGCUCAUCCAAGACCUACCAUACCUCCUGAGAUCGUCGUCUCCAUACUGGGAGCAGCCUACGAAAACAGCGACGCCCAGAAGACUCUCAAAGCUUGCGCAUUAGUCUGCAAAGAUUGGCUAUCCCCUUCGCAGAAUAUUCUUUAUCGCCGUGUUACCCUUGCAAGCGCGCCAGCCCUCAACGGUUUCAUACAUGCGGUCUCGGGCAGCACCCCACGCAGUAGAGCACUCGCCGAUACGGUCGAGUGCCUUCGCAUUGUCAUCGACACGAAGCAACCUCGUGGUAUCUUGCGCAAUGCGUUCGCACAGGCAGUGGUGCGAUGCCCCAACCUUGCCGAGCUCAGUCUUGCCGUUUAUCACGAUGGGUGCGAAUCUGCUAAGGAACAAUUGAAGGGAUCACCUCAGCUGUUUGCGGCUGAUGUACUGUCUCUGCUGCAGACCGGACCGUCCAUUACCACUCUCCACUUUGAUAAUUGGUCAGACAAUGCGCACGCGCUCGUGCAGCUUCUGCAGGCAUUCCCUUCUGUGACGUCCCUGAACAUCUCCGGCACGCCGCCUGUGCUUCCCGCGCUUCCUCUCCCACCACCGCGCGCCAUCGAUGAGCUGCGGAUAAGCUGUCAACCUUCGCUCGAGUUCGUCAACUGGCUCCUACGCGACUCUACGUUGCACGUGCUCGAUUUCAAGCGCGUGCCCGAGUGUGAGCUGCUCCUUCAUCUAUUGCUCGAGCAUUGCGGCACGCUAGAAUCGCUCGCCCUGCCUUCGUGCGCAUCUGUCGAAUACUCGCUCGCCCUUGCACAGUGCACACGCCUCCGCGAGCUGCGUCUUGAGGAUCUCUGGACAGCCUACAACGCGAAGCGACAACUUCCUCCGUCGCUGGAGCACUUUGCGUUCUCGCUGAACGACCGCAACGUACUCGAGCCCGUCAUCAAUGUCGUCAACAAGAGCUUGGCUCUGAGAAGAAUCACGAUGCACGUCUGGACGGAGGAUGAGCGGCAUAUGCAACUCCCCGAUCUUCGCAUCGCUUGUGCGCUGCAAGGCGUUGAGCUCGAUGUCGUCCGGGACAUUCAGACGUUUCGGUCGCUCUAGCUCUCGCUGUUGGAGUCACGAGAAUCAUGCCAUUACGACAUUCACGUAUACCUGGCUGUCUUAUAGAUCGUACACGGUACUUAACCAACAUUUUAUUGCUUGCUUGGACUUCCUGUUUUUUUCACUGCGCUCUCCACCUCACUGCACAACUACAAUCGUCGGACCCUUUCCACACACGACUUUUACGACCCCUCUCGUUACAUCACUUGAUUUAACCGGACACUAGCACCGUGGAACACUCAAUUACACAGAUAUUCUCACAUGACACGUAUCAUUGAUCACCUUGCGCGACUACAUCCUACGUCCUGGUGACUAUCGUUUCACACCAGUAUUCUAAUACUCUGCUGCUGGCUAGAUGUACCGCCGUACACUCCAGCUGUUUAGUUCGCACAUUUAUGCUCGUCUCGAGCGCUGC
Phanerochaete carnosa HHB-10118-sp is the source of this 1736-nucleotide messenger RNA. RefSeq lists its product as uncharacterized. Lineage: Eukaryota; Fungi; Basidiomycota; Agaricomycetes; Polyporales; Phanerochaetaceae. The transcript has 2 exons. Bases 134 to 1321 code for a protein of 395 amino acids. The record is from RefSeq and is a predicted model, not a curated record.